UAUGUAUAGACAGUUAGACACAGAUAUCUGAAAUCUCCAUGGAAUAUUCAAGAUCAAGAUACUUUUACACUAUUUUAUGGGUAAAUCUUUUCUUGGUAGUAUUUUCUUUAGUCAACCUUAAAACAGCUCUAUAUACUUGACUUAGCUCAUCUUGAGAGUUUUUUGAUAUAUGGGGUUGUAAAAAAUUACAGCUUUUUGGUUAGUGGGUUGGUUGUCUAAUCUUGAAAAGAUUGAAACAGUUUUUUUUUUUUAAUUUUUAAUUAAUAUUACUGGGUUGUGGAUUGAUUGUUUCUAGAAUUAGUUGAAUUGCGUUUUCAGAUUUUUGUAUUGGAUUAAACUUUGUCUUUGGGGUUAAACAAAUUUUUGUGAUGUGAUGGAGGAUAAGGCAGCAGCUUUUCAUACAGUUAUAAAUGCAGUACAGGCACUUGGUAGGGGGUUUGAUGUGAAUUAUGAUACUAGGUUGCUCUAUUGUAAGGGAGUGGUUGGGUCUAGGGUUGUAGAGAUUAAUGAAGAACAUACAAGGGAUCUCUGUUUAUUUGAUGAUAUUGUUCUGCCAAAUGUCUCAAAAGAUAUUAAGAACUUUCAAGAACCUGGUGGUAGGGAUGGAACUAGAGUUUGCUCUUAUAAUGAGAUGGUGGAAUAUUUUAAUAAAAAGGCUAAUCUGUCAGGCCAUGAUCCUAUUGGUAGCUUCAGUGUUGCAUUCAGUUACACUGGUUCAAAGCAUAUAGAUACUGCCAGUACAAAGACACUCUGUAUGGAUGGAUUUUUCAUACCGCUUUCUAAGCUUCAACUCAUGACUUCCCCUCUAGUCUUGCGGGAAAAUGUUAAAAGAGCUGUCCCAACAUCAUGGGAUCCGCCAGCAUUGGCAAGCUUCAUUGAAAAUUUUGGGACGCAUGUAAUUACAUCUGUAACUAUUGGUGGAAAAGAUGUAAUUUAUGUUAAACAGCACAUAUCAUCACCUCUGUCCACUGUGGAAAUAAAAAAUUACGUUCAAGACAUUGGAAAUCAGAGGUUCUCCAGCACAGAAAACCUUACAAGUUCAGGUUUAUUGAGAUACCAGGAUAAGGCUGGUGAUCCGUCCCUUUUCAAUAAUCAGGGGAUAUAUCCCCAACCCGCUAGUGCGCCAUAUAUUCCCGGAAAUGGAAAAGAGGAUGUUACAGUCAUUUUCAGAAGAAGGGGAGGGGAUGAUCUGGAACAAAGCCAUACUCAAUGGGCAAAGACUGUUAGAUCUUCUCCAGAUGUUAUUGAGAUGACGUUCGUUCCAAUCAUUCUGCUUCUUGAAGGGGUCAAAGGGAAGGAUUAUUUGGCAUGGGCUAUAAGUCUUUAUCUUGAAUACAAACCCCAAAUCGAGGAGCUUAGAUAUUUCUUGGAGUUUCAGAUCCCGAGAGUAUGGGCCCCUGUACAUGACAGACUUCCUAAUCAACAUCGAAAGGAACCUGUUUGCCUGUCUCUUCAGUUUAGCAUGAUGGGGCAAAAGCUUUAUGUUAGCCAUGAACAAGUGUCAGUGGGACGUAAGCCCGUGACCGGCAUGCGGCUAUAUCUUGAAGGGUCAAAGGGGAAUCGACUAUGCAUCCAUCUUCAGCAUAUGGUUUCUCUUCCUAGGAUCCUCCAACCAUACUGGGAAAGUCAUAUAGCAAUUGGCGCUCCAAAGUGGCAGGGUCCGGAAGAACAAGAUAGUAGAUGGUUUGAACCGGUUAAAUGGAAGAACUUCUCACAUGUGAGUACUGCACCAAUUGAGAGCCCUGAAACUUUCAUAGGAGAUCUUUCUGGUGUAUACAUAGUUACGGGAGCCCAGCUUGGAGUCUGGGAUUUUGGGUCGAGAAACGUUUUGUAUAUGAGGCUCUUGUAUUCUAGGUUACCAGGCUGCACUAUUCGAAGAUCAUUGUGGGACCACACACCGAAUGACAAGUUAAGGAAACAGGUCGAUAGUGGGAAUAACAAUGGUGAUCAAAGCUCAAUUACAGGACGGAAUCUUACAGGCAAUAGGUUGGCAAAGUUUGUCGACAUGACAGAGAUGAGUAAGGGACCUCAAGAUCCUCCAGGUCAUUGGCUUGUCACAGGUGGAAAACUUGGUGUUGAGAAAGGGAAAAUUGUUUUGAGGUUAAAGUAUUCUUUGCUAAAUUAUUAGUAGUUAAUAGUGUUUGAACAUGCAGCACCUGGUUCUAGAAAGGGAGAGAUGGUGUUUUUAGUAUAUAUUGGUGUUUUGGUUGUUCUUGUGUACUCUCUCUAUAUGAUCCCUUUGGAGAAGAAUGUAUACUUAGUGGUUUGGAUGUGUAAAUUUCUCAAAUUUCGCUGCACAAUUAUCUUCUCUAUCUGGAAUUAGUUCUUCAGAAAA
Lycium ferocissimum is the source of this 2335-nucleotide messenger RNA. Its product is annotated as MACPF domain-containing protein CAD1-like. Gene Ontology annotation, biological process: regulation of salicylic acid mediated signaling pathway; plant-type hypersensitive response. The transcript has 7 exons. Lineage: Eukaryota; Viridiplantae; Streptophyta; Magnoliopsida; Solanales; Solanaceae. Gene Ontology annotation, cellular component: plasma membrane. The coding region runs from base 374 to 2128 and encodes 584 amino acids. The record is from RefSeq and is a predicted model, not a curated record.